This is a messenger RNA of Pantherophis guttatus, 2578 nucleotides long. RefSeq names its product olfactory receptor 52D1-like. Gene Ontology annotation, cellular component: plasma membrane. Gene Ontology annotation, molecular function: olfactory receptor activity; G protein-coupled receptor activity. Gene Ontology annotation, biological process: G protein-coupled receptor signaling pathway. Lineage: Eukaryota; Metazoa; Chordata; Lepidosauria; Squamata; Colubridae. The record is from RefSeq and is a predicted model, not a curated record.
GGAAGGAAAGAAGGGAGAACUCACGGGAGGGACUUAAUUUACCAACUGUGCAUGAGGAGAGACAGGGGAAAUGAUCUCGCAAGUUCUUCUCUUGCACCCCGAGAAUGCAACGUGGCCAGGAUGACUCUUUCCUCCUCCUGAAGGGAAGAGCAAGGCCUGGGAGCGAGGGGAAACCCAUCUUCUAAAAUUGGAGCCUCAGCUGAGUGCAACAAGGAAAUCCCCUCAUUGUUCCUAAGGAGAAACUGAGCUACGGAAAGUAUGUUGGGGGCUAUUCUUAGGCUCUGCCGCACAAAGCACGGAGUGGGAUUACUCACGUCCUCCCUUUCUCUGAGAGGAACACCCAGUUCGUCACCCAGAGGCAGGAAACUGACUCUCUAACCAGAAGAAGCCCCAGAAGGUCCCAUGACUUAGGAGGAGACAUUAUCCAAAGAAACUGCAGACCGAUUGAUGGGGUGGGAAGCAAGGCAACUUUUAGAUUCAGCAGAUUGUAUCAAAAUAUUUAAGAAGUAAGAAGACCCAGGCAGCUUGGAGAGACAGGCAUCUGGUUCAUUUAAUGUGAUUUGCUAUGCCAGGAACUACCAACCUCAGUGUCCAUGCCCCUUCCACCUCCUUCUUCCUCCUGGGGUUUCUAGGACUGGAAAAUGUCCAGACCUGGCUCUCCAUUCCCUUCUGCUUCAUCUACACCUUGGCUCUCUUGGGCAAUGCCACCCUGCUCUGGGUCAUCUGGACAGAAUCCAGCCUGCACCAGCCCAUGUAUCUCUUCCUCUCCAUCCUGGCACUCACCGACAUGGCCAUGCCCACCUGUAUCCUGCCCAAGAUGGUGGGUAUCUUCUGGGCCAAUGCCCAAGAGAUCACCUUCGCUGCCUGCCUGGUGCAGAUGUUCAUGGUCCAUGCCAUCUCUGCUGUGGAAUCUGGGACGCUCACCGCCAUGGCCUAUGACCGAUACGUGGCCAUCUGCGACCCGCUCAGCUACACAACUCUGCUGACCCCAAAGACGGUGGUCAAAUUUGGAGCAGCCAUUGUUAUCCGGGCCUUUGUAAUCGUCUUGCCCAUUCCUUUACUUUUGCUGAGGUUGAGAUUUUGUCACUCCCGAAAUAUCUCUCAUACUUAUUGUGAGCACAUGGCUCUAGUAAAACUAGCGUGUGGGAACACCACUCCCAACAACCUCUAUGGGCUGAUUGUGUCCCUCCUCAUUACCGGUGGAGACCUGACCUUCAUCUUCAUCUCCUAUGGACUGAUCCUACGGACCGUGUUCCACCUGCCUUCCUUGGAGGCUCGGCACAAAGCCCUGGGCACUUGUGGGGCCCACGUGGGAGUCAUCGUCAUUCUGUACACCCCUGGACUCUUCUCCUUUCUUUCUCACCGCUUUGGGCAUAACAUCCCCCACACUGUCCACAUCGUCCUGGCUAACGUCUACUUGCUGGUCCCUUCCAUGCUCAACCCCAUGGUUUAUGGUGCCAAGACCAAGGAGAUCCGUAUGCGGGUGUUGAUGGCUAUGGGGAUGCAAAGUAGGAAAAUUUAGGUCCGAGGCAGAGUCCAAGCCAACUCAUAGUAGUGCUGUGUGAAAUUAACAAUCUUUGUGUGUUUAGAUCUUUCUGUUCAAUGUGGAUGCAAAUAAAUUUAUUUCUCCCAAAAUAUUUUGAAGGAAUAUUGUCUACUGUUCUAUAUUCGGACAAUCUCUUAAUAGGUAGUGGUUUAAUUAGGCUGUUGUAGGAGAUGACCAGGCUGAACCCGAGGGAAGGAAGGGUCAAGUGUGUCGUAAGUUUGGAGUCCUUUUGAGCCCGCAAGAGAUCCAGCCCACCUAGAAUUCCAUUGACUUAUAUCCACUGCCUAUUUGCUUUGACUGUUAGUAGUUCAGAUUCUUGUAGAUCCCACCAUACAUUAAACUUGUAUUCAUUUCUUCUUAUAAAGAAAAUUUAUACAAAAUCUUUUAUAGAUGGCAUUUACCACCUGCUAGAGUAGCUAAAAAGUUUUAAAAUGUCUAGCAAAUGUUGGAAAUUUAAUCAAAAGAGAGGCACAUAUGUGGUGGACUUGUGCUAAAACAAAAACAUUUGGGACAAAAAUACAUAGAUGGCUAGAAAAGAUAAUAGGAAACAUGUACAUUUUAAACCUGAACUGUUUUUAUUAGGGAUGAUAUCAGAAAAAUUUGAUAAGAAAAGUAUGUAUUUAGUAUUGCAUGUUUUAACAGCAGCGAGGAUUCUCUUCACACAAUAUUGGAAAGGUGAAGAAACACUCCAAGAUGAAGAGAUAAUUAAGAAGAUAUUAGACUGUGCAGAAAUGGACAGACUUACAUUGAAAAUCAAGCAGAAAGAAGACCCAGAAUAUUAUCAAACUUGGAACUUAUUUUACCAGUGGUUGGAAAAAAGGGGGCAAGAGUAAGAAGGGAAUUUGAAUUGUUAAGCAAAUUAAAUAUCCAAGCAACACGAUGCUUGUUAGGCACUAAGGAAUGUAAUUAAUAGAAAAUUAAUAAAAUUUAUUUUUAAAAAAACUUGUAUUCAUUUGAACUGCCUGCUCUCCUGAUUUCUUGCGCCUGACAGUCACGGACUGAUCCCUGGAGCCUCUGUUCCUCAUACAAAUA